This is a messenger RNA of Plasmopara halstedii, 948 nucleotides long. RefSeq lists its product as hypothetical. Bases 1 to 948 code for a protein of 315 amino acids. NCBI's taxonomy places the organism in Eukaryota, Oomycota, Peronosporomycetes, Peronosporales, Peronosporaceae. The transcript has a single exon. The record is from RefSeq and is a predicted model, not a curated record.
AUGUGGGAUGUCUCGAUGAUGCCGUCGCAAAAGGAUAAGCUCGCGAUUGUAACGGGUGCCAACUCGGGUAUUGGUUUUGAAGCAGCUAAAUCAUUGGCAAUACAUGGCGCACAUGUGAUUCUUGCGUGUCGUAACGAAGAGCGUGGACGACAAGCGGAGGAACGGAUUCGUCACGAUCUGAUCAAGAGGUCAGAUGAAGUUGUUGGCUCGGUUGAGUUUAUGAAAGUGGACGUUGGAGAUCCAUCUAGUGUUCGUGACUUUGUUCGUGCAUUCCACGACAAAUUUGAUCACUUGGAUCUACUUAUCAAUAACGCAGGCGUGUGCGGGCCGGCUCAACGCCAUACAUCGAACGGCGUGGAGACUCAUUUUGCCAUCAAUCACUUAGGUCAUUUUUACCUCACAAGCUUACUACUGGAUAUGCUACGCCGUUCAAAACACCAAGCUCGUGUAGUUAACGUUAGCAGUGUUACACACUACGUUGCCUGGAUGUUUUUGAAUUUUUCGACACUGGGAUACACUAGCGGAAGAAGUGUUGACUAUACGACGUCAAAACUGUCAAAUUUGCUUUUCACCUUUGAAUUACAGCGUCGUUUAGAGGCUGCACAGGUGGAAAAUGUCGUGGCAGUUGCAGCACAUCCAGGUGUGACGCGUAGUGACAUUUGGAAUCGUUACUAUGUUACCAACUUCCCAAGAUGGUUGGCUGCCAUUGCCAUGUGGUUUGUAUCGAUGCUGCCCUUCAUGACGUGUCAAAUGGGUGUGCUCUCUAUUUUGUAUGCUGCGACGAUGGAGAGCGUUAAAGGAGGUGAAUACUAUGGCCCUAAUGGAUUCUUGCGUUUUCGAGGUUAUCCCGCUCUCGAAACUGGUGCCAAGUCGAGCCAUUCACUGGAGAAUGCGAACAAGCUGUGGAAGCUCAGUGAAGACAUACUGAACGUCAAAUUUAGGUUGUAA